Messenger RNA from Arachis duranensis, 438 nucleotides. RefSeq lists its product as uncharacterized. Bases 1 to 438 code for a protein of 145 amino acids. Gene Ontology annotation, molecular function: nucleic acid binding; zinc ion binding. Lineage: Eukaryota; Viridiplantae; Streptophyta; Magnoliopsida; Fabales; Fabaceae. The transcript has a single exon. The record is from RefSeq and is a predicted model, not a curated record.
AUGUUUGAGGUUUACGAAAUGCAAGAUGGUUCCAUUUACACUGUUAACCUUGCGCAACGACACUGCACAUGUGGCCAUUUCCAGGUCAAGCGACUCCUAUGUUGCCACGUUCUUGCAUGUUGCGCUAACCAGCAUCUUGAUUGGCAAGUAUAUGUGCAUGACAUUUACAAGAUGUCUAAAAUUUACAAGGUGUAUAGAGGCGAGUUUGUUCCGAUGGGUGACCCAUCUACGUGUGAUAGAUAUGAAGGAGCGAAGGUGACCACCAACUGGACAUUGAGGCAUGCGACAAAAGGAAGACCGAAGUCAACUCGCUACUUGAAUGAGAUGGAUUCGCAGGAUAUGAGUGGUCCUCACCGAUGUACUAUAUGUGGACGGGAGGGACAUAGCCGUAGCCGAUGUUCUCAGCGCGCAAGUCCAAGCUCCACUGGAGGUCAUUAG